Molecule: messenger RNA, 4010 nt
Organism: Haliotis rubra (blacklip abalone)
Lineage: Eukaryota; Metazoa; Mollusca; Gastropoda; Lepetellida; Haliotidae
Exons: 8
Coding region: 417-2990 (857 amino acids)
Biological process (GO): regulation of translational fidelity
Cellular component (GO): cytoplasm
Molecular function (GO): nucleotidyltransferase activity; tRNA binding; double-stranded RNA binding
Source: RefSeq, a predicted model, not a curated record
UAACAGACCCGUAUCGAAAUUGGUUAUAUAUUCAACGUUCACUGCGACACUGAAGCAAUUUGACAUUUCGGGAGAUUAGGUUUGAGAGUUGCGGGAAUCUUCUUGUGGCGUUUCCCUGUAUCCGCAUUGACGACACAAAACGGGAAACUGCUUACUUCAUCACCACAAACACUGGAACUCUUUUGAAGGCAACACUGUACAUUUUUACGCGAGAUACAUGGCCACUAGUUAGCUAGUCGGCAUUUAACUUAAAGGACAGCUCAUUUUCAAAAAUAUUUUCCCCAUCGGUUCUCGGAAGAAAGCGGACUAUUGUUACAAAUUCCUGAGGUUCUUGACACUACUUUUCACCAGUGUGAGAAAUCUCUUCAAGCAGACGUGAUCGGAGCAGACGACCGUUGUGAUCGCAGACGACAAUUAUGGAUCCAGAGGAGAAGGUUGAAGCCUUCGCGGCGAUAUUAUACGCCGAACCGGGCACCCUGGGCUUGAUUGCAAAUAUUAUGUCAGCUUUAAUUGUUGCAGUAGAAAACAUGCUUGACGGCCCAUUUUCUCAGCCCGCGAUGACACUUGCAGGGGCGCACCUGAUUAUCAUGGGAGGGUUUCUGCAGCUGGUGGCUGCUCUUCUCUGCUUCCGGCGUAACGACCAUUUGACCGGAACAGCUUUCGCCGUGUUCGCUGCCUUGUGGACAGUGAUGGGCAUCAAUCACAUCCUAUCUCCGAUCAUUGGGGCCGAGAUCCUGAGGGUGGGGAUCCUCCCCGGUAUGAUAGGCUUCAUGACCGUGGCAGUCAUUCUGUCUCUCUGCGCCAUCACCGUCAACUACAUCAUGCCUCCGGUCCUUUUCGCCAUCAUGUUGACACUUAUUUUCGAAGGCGUUGGGGCCUUCUUCGACUGGGGUAGAAGAGUCGCUGCAGCUUUCGAACUCUUCAUCGUCAUCACCAGCGUCUACGCCUCGGUUGUCAUGGCUUUGAAAGGGGUGAGUCAGAGAUACAUCCUGCCCGGUCUCGGCAACGCCAUCUUUGAUCCACUUCUGAUCCGAGUGAAGGAGAACCCCAACACUACCAACGAAGCCAGGAAAAACACAAAGUACGGUGAACCCUACGGUCUCGGUUACAUGGGCAACGUGGUGCCAGCGGCAACGCUGGUCUUCCAUCAUCUGGGAUACUUCGCCGACUUCCGGGCCGCUAUGCCAAUGUUCGUCUACUGUUUCUACUGCCACCUCCUCGCAAGCUACUACGCCUUCCUCAGACACGACUUCUUCCAUGCCGUCGAGUUCAGCAUCUACUUCCUGUUCUGGUUGUCAAGAGGAGCGACCCAGCUUCUCAUCUCCCUCAACUUCCCAGGCAUCGACGACGUCAGGGUGAACUUUUUCGGUCAGUGGGGUCUCAUUGCGAUAGCUCUGUUUCUCCUCCUGCUGUCCGCUGUCCGAAACAAGGUCGUCUUCAUUUACAACUUCCUGUUUCUCUGCGUGGUGGUACUCUCCGUCGACCACAUCCCUCAUCAGGCCCACAACUUCUCCUUCGGGGUCUCGGGGGCCAUUUUCGCCAUUAUUUCGCUGUAUGUGUCCAUGGCGCACCUGGAGAACUCCAUCGCGGAGAAGUCUGUCAUGUGGAUUGGGGAAGAAGUCAUCCACACAGACAAGCUGAAGAAGGCCCUCAUCGGCAUAUUCAAAGGAAUGGGUGGCGGGAAGGGCGACAACAGCUGCUACAGAGACGAGAACAAGGUCGACCUGAAAAUCGUCGACACUGUCGCCCUCAUUGCCAACAGCGUUGCCUUAGCGUGCCUGGCCCCUCUUGAGGCCCAGAGAGGCGGGACUCUGGCCCUCCCCUGGAUCGUGGUGUCAGGGAUACUACUCAACCUGUACGCUGUGAGACUCUCCUUCACAGCGGGGAGUCUAGCCAAGGCAUACUACAUUCUGGUUCUGGCUGGUUUCUGGGCUGUAUGGAGCGCUCUGCUCAUUGACAAUACUCUUGCUUUCACCCUCCGCUCUGCUUCUGUGGGGAUCCUGGUACUGCACACAAUAGGGAUGUUCGUGACGCCGGUGUUCACCCGGGUGUGGGUCCCCUUCUCCAUCUUCAUGGAGUUGUGUACCAUCGCACUCGUCGUCCGCUGCUUCAACACCAACCCUGCCUGGAUGGUCCUCAUCACCGCCAUUCUUGCUUGUACCGUAUGUCUCUAUGGAGCUAUUGCUGAGCUGGUCAACGGCGUGUUGAUGGAUGUGGUCAUCCCGGUCGGGUUUCCAAUGUUUGAGGAGAAGUACAUUGACCCCUACGAAAAUCCCCCGUGUCCCCUUUUCCCUUCGCGUCGGUCCUCCGCCCUCAGGAAGGUAGCCAAGGUCUUGGAUAAUGCCGGCGUCAUCGGAACCCCAACAGACACCGUCUACGCCAUCGCAGCCUCCUGCAAACACCCUGAGUCCAUCCAGAGAAUCUACACCGUGAAGGAACGCCCUCCAGAGAAGCCAAUCUGCCUCUGUCUCGCUAACCUUGAACAACUCAAAGAAGCCAGUCCGGACUUCAGCCCUCUGCUCUGGAACUUCAUGGAACGGUGUUACCCAGGUGGUAUCAGCUGUGUGGUACCCAAAGGACAAUGGAUGUAUAACCUUGGGGUCGGGGAUGCCUACGAUCUUGUUGGUACCAAGGAAAGCAUCUGCAUCCGGGUACCUGACAGCUGUGUCCUUGCUUAUCUGGUAUCCUGGUCUGGACCAAUAGCUCUCACUUCCGGUAACCCAAGUGGCGGAGCGGAUAGCACACAUCACAGUAUGCUGAUUGGGUCAUUGGGCCAGAAACUAGAUGCUGUUAUUUGUGAUGGUGAAUCUCGGGAACUCGUGGCUUCCACGGUGGUCAAUUGUAUGAACAUAGAUAAAGGUGACAUUGACUACUUCCGUAUCGGGUGCACACCGAAGGAAAUUGUGGACCAGCAUUUCGAAGACGCCAAGGCAGCCAUGGCGGAGAAGAACACAGUGGUCACUCUGGGGUCUACUGACCUUAAGAAAUGACCACAGCCUAGGUCAUAGUGGACCAACUAAGCCAGCCAGAUGACAGUUUGGUGUUUGUGUCGAUUAAUGUUCUUUCAACGCUCUGUCUUUGGCGAUAUGCAAUGGCAUCUUGAAUAUGCAAGUUCGGGGGUCAUGACGCAUAGUUAUGCAUAUUCAUCGUGAUAGAUCACCAUCGUUCAACUUUACCUCUGAUAUUGUAUUCAAAUAGUGCAAACAUGUUGUAUCAAGUACAUCCAAUUGUUUAUUUAUUCGAUCAUUGAUGAUUGCCAGGUCUGUGAACGUAAAAACUUUUUAUAAACAUCUAUAUCCAGCUCCAUAGCGAUUCAAGAGGGUCUCGGACACUGGUGGCCCAUUUGUCUAAGGGGUGAAAAUCGCUGGGCAGAGCUGCGACUCGUAAGCAUGUCCGAAGCCUGUGAUAGUGGGUUCAAAUCUCAGAUUCACCAUCAUCGAGUGUCAUGGUUUCUCAUGACCAUACCUUAUCUGUAGGCUUUCACCAUUUAAGACCUGGAACAAUUUGUUACACGCCCUGAUAUAACUGAAACAGUGUUCACAGCGGGCGUAAAAUGAAACUCACUCACUUUCGCAGCCAACCCUUCUGACAUGCUGAAGUAAGAAAUGUUUCAUUUCAUGUAGGAGUAAUUUAGCAAAGGCAUCUGGAAGUUGAAAACAGAUGAAAUUAAAAAAUAAUAAAUUUCUUUCUGCAUUAUUAAUGAAAAUGUUGCUAGUCAGUCCGUAUAUAGUGUAUCGCCUGGUGCCAAUGUAUUAUAGCUGUGUUCAUACACUAGUUCAGGGCCGUUAAUUAUGUAGAUGACGUCAUGGGUAUGCUGGAGAUAUGUUAAGUGAUAUGUUAAUGAAAGAUGUGUAGAACAUCUUAAGAAGAAGAAUUGGUCAUCAGAAUCUGUACAUUCCUGUUUAUACUACCAAACUUUCAUACUUUUGUAGCUGAUUGAUUGUAUACAUGUAUAUUGUUUUUUACCUUUGUAAAUAUCAUAUUUUGAAAAUAAAUUCGUUUCAUGUGUA